AUGAGAGCUGAAUCCAGUGAACAGACUGAUGAUGCAGUUUUCAUUGGAAACAAAUUAUCUGAGAAGGAACAGGAACUGUUUGAGGAAAAGCUAAAGGAGUUUAAGAGGACCAACACAAACACUAAAACAUUUUAUGGCUUCAUGAUUCUGAAGAAUAACUUUUCACCUAAGUAUAUUCAGGGUAUUGUGAAAAAUACCCUGAAGGGUUUUAACUUUCAAGACAAAAAUGCUCAACUUUUUGCUGUUCUUGUCCUUUUGCAUGUCUACUGCAAGAAUGCAUUGCUGUCAGUCUCUACAUGUGAAGAGUUCCUUGGUCUGCAAACAAAACCAUAUUUUGAACCCUCCAAGGUCGAAGAUGGAUUUGAGCGGUUUUCCAAUCUUUUGACAAGAUGCACAGUCAAUUCGAAAGUAAGCUUUGAGGGUGUGAUGGUGAUUCACUACAGCAUAGCUCAACACUGUUUGAAAGAACUUUCAAUUUUUUCUUCCAAAGUGACAAAGGCAGAAAUCACUAACCUUCUGCUCACAACAGACUCAUUUUAUGAGUAUGCUCUGGGAAAACAAAAAUUAAUGCAGGAUGUUCACAACAUGCUGGUGAGGAGGCAGUUGGCUGAGGCUAAAGGCUCACUUUUUUCUCCUCUCAUCCAAGAUAUAAUGAAAGAGACCCCAGGGAAGGAAGAACUUAUUCUACAGAAUGCAGCAAAGUGCUACAGGAAAGAUGCAGUAAUAUUCCAGCUCCUCGCCAGGUACUAUUACAUCAAAAAAUCAGACUUUACCACAGCCAUGAAUUGGGCAAGGAAGGCCAAAGGUCUUUCAAAAGACAACUCAUACAUAUGUGAUACAGUGUCACAGGUACUUGUACGUGAGCUCAAGAAUGAGGUUCACAAAGACAAAGAUGAUCCCAUCAAGCCAGACAGUCUUGAAAAGUACCUUACAUUGGCUAAGUCUGCAGGAGAAGCUUGCAAAGAAACACAACAAACUGCAAACAAAGAGGCAAUGACUCGAUCGCAAAGACAAAAGGAUUAUAAUACCUACAACACCGCUGGCCAUCUUGGUGAACUUCAAACUGCAGCUAUUAUCAUACAAAUUCUGCAAAAGACACCACUGUUUAACUGCCUUGGUGAAGUGCUAUCAGGUAAAAUUACCUUUGAAGAUCUGCCAAUGAUGAAUGAUGAACUCAAGCAAUAUUCCUAA
This is a messenger RNA of Carassius carassius (crucian carp), 1191 nucleotides long. RefSeq names its product sterile alpha motif domain-containing protein 9-like. The record is from RefSeq and is a predicted model, not a curated record. Lineage: Eukaryota; Metazoa; Chordata; Actinopteri; Cypriniformes; Cyprinidae. Gene Ontology annotation, cellular component: cytoplasm. The coding region runs from base 1 to 1191 and encodes 396 amino acids. The transcript has a single exon.